Messenger RNA from Charadrius vociferus (killdeer), 1422 nucleotides. It is a transcript of the gene NCAPH2, whose product is annotated as non-SMC condensin II complex, subunit H2. Gene Ontology annotation, molecular function: chromatin binding. NCBI's taxonomy places the organism in Eukaryota, Metazoa, Chordata, Aves, Charadriiformes, Charadriidae. Gene Ontology annotation, cellular component: condensin complex; nucleus. Gene Ontology annotation, biological process: mitotic sister chromatid separation; meiotic chromosome condensation. The transcript has 18 exons. The record is from RefSeq and is a predicted model, not a curated record. The coding region runs from base 4 to 1422 and encodes 472 amino acids.
ACCAUGGAGGAGGUGGAGUCACGUUUCCUGCACCUCCUGCAGCCCAUCCGUGACCUCACCAAGAACUGGGAGGUGGACGUGGCCGCCCAGCUCGGGGAGUACCUGGAGGAGCUGGAUCAAAUCUGCAUUUCCUUUGACAACGGCAAAACCACCAUGAACUUCACUGAGGCGGCCCUGCUGAUCCAGGGCUCCGCCUGCAUCUACAGCAGGAAGGUGGAGUAUCUCUACUCGCUGGUCUACCAGACGCUCGACUUCAUCUCCAACAAAAAGCGGGAAAAGCUGCCCAGCUCGCUGGGGCAGGACGGCAAAGACACUGACGCGACCUUUGGGAUGGAAGAGGAGGAGGAGUUCCUCUCCCUGGAUGACAUCGGGGACAGCAGCCAGGCAAACGUGGACAUGAGGAACGAUCAGCAGCCCAAUGCUGUGGACAUCGUUCCCUUGACUCCAAUGUCUUUGGUCCUCCCAGAAGAAGCUGAGAAGAGGGACAACCCUCUGUUGAGCCGGAAAGGAGAGAUCCUGGCCAGCCGGAGGGAUUUCCGGAUGAACACCUGCACCCCUCACGCCACCGGAGCCUUCCUGCUCGAGCUGGGGGGGCUCUCCCCCACUGGCCUGCAAGAGCGGCAGCGCGAAGGGAGCCCCGGCAGAACGGCAGUUGGUGGCCGGUCACAAGUGUUGGGUGGGAGAGCAGCGUUCGGCGUCCUCGGCAGUGGUGGGACCCCUGUCCUGAUGCUGAGUUUCUCUGAAGAUAGAGGUGCUGUCGGACCCCAUGAUGACAACAGCAGAGGGGAUGACAUGCCUGAGGCCCUGGAGGACGAUGUGGAAAUGACUCCUGCUGCUAAUGAACACAUUGAGGCGCAGAGGAGUGCGCCCCGGGCGAGGGGCUACAUGCUACGAGAGCGAGCCCCUGCUGAGGACCCUGCAGCACACAUCAAGGAGAUGCUGGAUCCGUGGAAAAGCCUCGACCCCUUUGCUGACUCUGAGGACAAACCAUUUAAGAAAGGGAGGCCCUUCCUGGUUCCACACGGUGUGGACGACAUGGUCGGGGGCAAGCGGAAGAGGAAGGGACCGAGGAAGCUCCAGGACUUCAUGAAAUGGUUCUCUGCAGCCUUCGACAAUGUUGCUGACAGCAGGAAAACCAGGAGGAAAGGGCCGACGUUCGCAGGGCUGAGCACAGGCAAACGUGCUGUCGUGCCCCGCGCCGUACGGGCCCCCUGGGAGCUGUUCAUCGCCAACUCUCAGAAGUACGCGCAGGAGACAGAGCUCUCCCAACGCAUCCGUUGCUGGGAGGAGAAGAUGGGGCCGCAGCUACAGGAGCAGCCGGGCCUAGAGCAGGCAGUGGACACGCUGCGGUUGCGGCUCCUCACCCACGAGCGGCCGCACGAACGCUUCCACACCUUCCAGCCCCCUUCCGCCUGCCCCUGA